Messenger RNA from Haliotis rufescens (red abalone), 3059 nucleotides. Its product is annotated as scavenger receptor class F member 1-like. The transcript is spliced from 6 exons. Lineage: Eukaryota; Metazoa; Mollusca; Gastropoda; Lepetellida; Haliotidae. The record is from RefSeq and is a predicted model, not a curated record. Gene Ontology annotation, molecular function: scavenger receptor activity. Bases 328 to 1491 code for a protein of 387 amino acids.
GUUGGUAUCUAGCAUACGCUAUGAUAGGACAUGCACCUGGGUCACACUUGGGUCACACACGGGCAGAAUGGUAAAUUCAGCGAGAAAAUUAAUCGAAUGUUUCAAAUGUCGCUGAACGCAAUAUCAUGCACGCAGGCCUCACAUGGCAGGCAAGUAUCGGGCAAGAUCUCCUUGCCUGCGUUCUCGAUGCUUUCGUUAGAAAGAGGGACCCGAGAAUGAACGCCGGCAUAAAGGCAGAAUAGAGUUACAUACGUCUUUGGCAGAUGGCACCCCACGUAGACUCAACGUGUAUAUCAACAGCUCACUCAUAAUACCGUGAAAAUCCUCAUGAUGUGGAAGACCGUAUCACUGGUGGCAAUGUUUAUUGCUUUGAUGGUCCUUGUUGUCCUUUACGUGAAGUCAACUAUCAAAUGUGGAGACAACUGUCUUCGAAGCAAUUUUGGUACCUGCAUCGAAUGUGUAGUUGGAUGGUACGGUGCUGAGUGCACGAAGAAGUGUCAAGGGUGUAAAGAUAUAUGUGAAAAACACACAGGGAGAUGUAAACAGUGUCAGCCUGGAUAUUUCUCAGAUGAAUGUAAUAGACCAUGUGCACUGAACUGUCGUGUAAGUUUUGACGUGGACAGGCACUGUGACCGUGACACGGGGAGGUGCCUAGACGGGUGUGUCCCUGGUAGGUGGGGACAUCAGUGUGAGAGACUCUGCACCAGCACCUGUGGGCAAUCUCUGUGUGAGCAAGAUAGAGGAACAUGUCUUUUUGGUUGCACAGACGGAUGGUAUGGGCGAUUAUGUGAUGAACCAUGUCCUCACAACUGUGGUGUCAGUUAUGUUGGCAAUAGGUCUUGUAACCAGGACACAGGGAAGUGCCUUGAGGGGUGUGUCCCUGGGCGAUGGGGACGUCAGUGUGAGAGACUCUGCAGCAGCACCUGUGAGCAGUCCGCAUGUGACCAGGAUGAAGGAACAUGUCAUCAUGGUUGCACCGAUGGAUGGUUCGGCCUGUCGUGUGAUACACCAUGUCCAGAAAACUGUCUGGUGAAUAGAUGCAAUAUUGUUCAAGGAUAUUGUGGUCACUGCAAGCCAGGGUUCAUUGGGAGAAAGUGUGACAUACAGUGUAGGAAUUGUGCAGACAAUACUUGCACCUACAACGAACUGCUCUCAUCUGUUAGUUGUACCAAAGGGUGCGUGAAGGGAUGGACGGACGAGGACUGUCAGUCCCCUUGCAGCAACAGAUGUCUUGACGAGGACUGCAACAUCAAUGGCACAUGCAAGAGAUGUCCAGAUGGAUAUUAUGGUGACAUGUGUUCUGUGUCAUGUGCACCAACAUGCUUAAGGUGCAUGCAGAUAUCCGGAAUAUGCACUCAAAAGGAGAACUCAAAUAACUCGCCCUCCACGUCCAUGCUCGUGCUGUCAUAUGGUUCCCUGGCCAUCUGUCCUCGGAUCUGGAUGUGCAUGUUAGCAACGAUAUGCUACGGACUCAGUUACGGAUGGGGUUGACAUGAACUUCUAAACAGGAUUCCGAUAAAUGUUGUUGGAUCGUGUUUAUGGAAUUUGGAAGUUUGAAUUUCAAUAAUUGUUAUUAUGGGAUUUCACACACUAAAAAGGUUAUGCUGUAGACAUUGGAGUUGUGAUUCUUCAUGAGCCGCCGUUAUUGAAUUGGUGUUUUGUUACUUAUAUAGUCUAUGUAUACUUUUUCACUCCAUAACUAAAACAGACCCGUGAAGAUCCGGGGUAGAAUAGGUCUUCAGCAACCCAUGCGUGCCCUAAAAGGCGUCUAUGCUUAUCGUAAGGGGCAACUAACGGGAUCGGGUGGUCAGACUCGCUGACUUGGUUGUUGCAUGUCAUCAAUCCCAAUCGCGUGGAUCGAUGCUCAUGAUAUCAAUCACUGGAUUGUCUUAAACAACAAACCAACCAACCAACAAUUGUAACUAAAACAAUGUAAAGGUUUAAACUUUUGCUACUCGUUUAGCCUAGUGGUUAAAGCACUAAACUUCGCUCGUCAAGCCAAAGGCCAGGGAUUGAUUCCUAGACUUGUACGAUGUACGAAGCCCAUGUUUUGGUGUCCACCGCUGUGAUAUUGCUUGAAUAUUGCCAAAAGUAUCAUCUCCUUUUUCACAAAUGAUGGACACUUCAUGCCGGAAGUACAUUCAGUCUGUCUCAAUUACACCAUGGUAUUCAGAGUAAGAUGAUGAAGAUGACUAAGAAUAUACUAGUACAUAAUAAUAAAUGACACACUUGUCUUGUCACAUGUUAAGUUCAUUUCGUUUGUCAGCCCCAAACCCGUGCAUGUCCAGUAUAAGCAAUGCAAGCAUUCAAAGAAUCGAAAUACAUGUCUGGGUUGUGUAUGACUAUUUUACUGGAACAAUUCGGGGCCUAUUCAUCAUCUAAUAAUCUUGGAGCUAUCUUCUCGAAGACAUUGACAUGGCCGAAUCAUAUACCAAAUGUUUCAUUCCAAGCCAAUGAAGUAAUUUAUGAUAUUAAGUCACUGUAUGUUCUAAAACCUAUCCCAUUAGAUAUGUUUUUUUAAUCUUGGAUGCACAAGUCAGCUCAAUUGUCCAUGUUCCUGCCUGUAAACGCUUGUUACAAGCGAAGGAUGCCACUUCAAAUCAUGUUGCAAGAGGAGAAUGCGGCCCAUGUCCUCUUUAUGUUUAUACAUACAAACGUGUUUUAAAGAAUUGCUGUAGUAUCUUACGAAUGCCUGAAAGUAGAUAAAUGUUAUAACAUCAUGAUGUUUCAAGCAGCAGAAAAUGGGAAAAUAUAUUGAGCGUAAUCUCAGAAUUCGUAUUUCGUGUGCAGGCAAUACUGGAGCAAGACUGGUAUGAUGCGCUCCUUCGGGGCACCAAAACCAAUAGUUAUACCCUUUAUAAACUAUCCUUCUGCUCGGAAUUGUACCUCAAAAUUACAACUGUUUCCAAAUCUAGAGUUGCCCUGGCUGACAAUGUAAAUUGAAUUAACAUAGUAUGUAUCAUCCUCUCCAAUAUGAUAUGUCUUCAACACAUAUGUGUAAUGGGCCGAUGGCCUCCUCACUUUCCUUGAAUAAACAACUAUAUUAAUAAGCAACAACA